GUGUGCGCUGAACUAAGCGGAGGUGAAGAAGAGGAGGAUGAAGCUUGGAGCGGAGGAUGGGAGGAAGAGUGGAGUAAGAGACAGGCUAGCUGAGUGUGAAUGAGUGAGUGAAGAAGAGGAGAAGGUCGUCCGAGGGGCCGAAGAAAAGAGGAUACUUGGGCUUUUUUGGGACGAUCUCCGGAGCUUUACUGAGGGAAACUUUCAACUUUUUACCCGCCACAGCUCGGCUUGUGCCCGGAGCCGGCUUUGUUUCGCGGCGGGGGUGUCUGAGAUAAAUGAAGGAAUAAAAGAGAAGCCGUCGAUAUUAUUUAUACCCAAGUGGGGAAUACCCUGGGAUUGAUUUUAAUACAGGUUGCAGGAGAAUGGCGGCCAAUAUGUACCGAGUGGGAGACUAUGUUUACUUCGAGAACUCCUCCAGCAACCCGUACCUGAUCCGGAGAAUAGAGGAGCUCAACAAGACAGCCAAUGGGAACGUGGAGGCGAAAGUGGUGUGUCUGUUCAGGAGGCGAGACAUCUCAGGCAACCUCAACACUCUGGCAGACAGCAACGCAAGAGAGUUUGAGGAGGAGUCCAAGCAGCCGUCCCUGGCUGAACAACAGAAACACCAGCUGAAACACAGGGAGCUCUUCCUCUCUCGACAGUUUGAGUCUCUUCCUGCCACUCAUAUACGAGGGAAAUGUAACGUCACCCUUCUCAAUGAAACUGAUGUUCUGGCUGGUUACCUGGAGAAAGAAGACUGUUUCUUCUACUCGUUGGUGUUUGACCCAGUCCAAAAGACGCUGCUGGCAGACCAGGGGGAGAUCCGAGUGGGCUCUAAAUACCAGGCUGAGAUUCCUGACAAACUGGCUGAAGGUGAACUUGACACCCGGGUCCAGGAGAAGAUGGAGACUAAAGUUUGGGACCCCAACAACCAGCUCAAAGAUGCACAGAUCGACCAGUUCCUUGUUGUUGCAAGAGCGGUGGGCACAUUUGCUCGGGCCUUGGACUGCAGCAGCUCCAUCCGUCAGCCCAGCCUCCACAUGAGUGCAGCUGCAGCCUCCAGAGACAUAACCCUGUUCCAUGCUAUGGACACGUUGCAGAAGAACAGCUAUGACCUGGCCAAAGCCAUGUCCACCCUGGUUCCUCAGGGCGGCCCAGUGCUGUGUCGGGACGAGAUGGAGGAGUGGAGCGCCUCGGAGGCCAUGCUGUUUGAGGAGGCUCUGGAGAAAUACGGCAAAGACUUCAAUGACAUCCGUCAGGACUUUCUGCCCUGGAAAUCUCUGGCCAGUGUGGUCCAGUUCUACUAUAUGUGGAAGACUACUGACCGCUACAUUCAACAGAAACGACUAAAGGCCGCAGAGGCAGACAGCAAGCUCAAACAGGUGUACAUUCCCACCUAUACCAAACCCAACCCUAAUCAGAUCAUGAUGCCAGGCAGCAAGCCCGGCCUGAAUGGAGCGGCAGGCUUCCAGAAAGGACUGAGCUGUGAGAGCUGUCACACGGCCCAGUCUCCUCAGUGGUAUGCCUGGGGACCCCCAAACAUGCAAUGCAGACUAUGUGCUUCUUGUUGGAUCUACUGGAAGAAAUAUGGAGGUCUAAAGACCCCCACUCAGCUAGAAGGAGCAGCUAGAGCCGGCUCUGAGCCAGGCCCCCGCGCUCACAUGACCCGCCAGGAGGUCCAGGGCUUGUCGCCGUUCACUCGCAACGAGGGCCGAGCCAAGCUGCUGGCCAAGAACCGCCAGACUUUCAUCCUGCAGACCACCAAGCUUACUCGCAUUGCACGGAGGGUGUGUGAGGACAUCCUGCAGCCACGACGCGCAGCACGCAGACCCUACGCCUCCAUCAACGCCAAUGCCGUCAAGGCUGAGUGUAUGAUCAGGCUGCCCAAAGCCACCAAAUCUCCUAUAAAGAGCAAGGUGAUACCUCGACAGUCUCUGGCCACUAUAGUGAAGGAUUUAGCCAUCUCAGCUCCUCUGAAACUGAAGGCAUCCAGAGGUCCUCCAACACCCAUCAACAGGAACCAGGCCAGCCAGCCUCGAGUAGCCCAAAGCCUGCUGGGAAAGAGAGGCUUUGAUGUGGCCGCGGGGGUGCCCUACCCGGCCAAUGGGAGGCCGUACACAUCAGGCAUGAGAACCACCUCCCAGUCAGUCAUCAAGCGGCAGAAGGUCAGCCAGGGAGAAGCUCCCAAUCCUGUGGUGUUCGUGGCCACAAAGGACACCAGGGCUCUGAGGAAACACCUCACCCAGUCCGAGAUGCGCAGGGCAGCACGGAAACCUCACCUCAUGGUCCGGAUCAAGCUGCCACCCCCACCCCGCUCUCUGGCCAUGCCGCUUCUUCCCUCAAGCACCAGCGAGCCCAUUGUGCUGGAAGACUGAAGCCUGAUGGGGGUUAUUUUAACGGGACAUGGGGUUGGGGAGGGAACAGUUGAGGGUUUAUGCUCUGGCUCUGACUUCCAGGCAGCAAACAUUGCCAUAAAGUACUCUGAUCUUUCCUGUUUUCUUUAGUUUCUUGUUUACUUGUUUUCCUCCCUAAAGUUGUCUUGUUCAGCGCUCACACACACACACACACUCACACACACUCUCACACACACACAGAUGACAGAAUAUUUUUGGUUAUUUAAUAAAAGCAGAUCCACAUCACCAUGCUGUCACUCACAGGGUUUGUAGUGUUUUUAUCGCAGAUCCUGGAUUAUUAAAUAGCCCUUUUAAUAGCAACUGUUUUUAAACGUAUAAUUUAAAUUCUGGUAUUUCUCACCCCAAAACAAUGAUGAUGAAGCACACUUUGGUUUUCUUCUGCAUCUGGUCUGUUUUUGUAAAUAGAUUUCCCUCUCCCAUUCAGCCUGCUGCGGAGUGCAGUGGGAGGAGCAGGUGACUGGACUGGUUUAGGAGACGUGUCCUUAGAGUGAUCAGAGUCUGGUCCAUCUGUCAUCGUUCUGGUUUGAUCUGAGAGGCGCCUACAGCUCCCUCUGUGGCUCAAGCUAGAAGCCAUCAUAAAGGGUUUAAGCUGAACGAAAGUUAGGUUGCAAAUAGAAAUAAAUUAUAACCAAACUCUG
Fundulus heteroclitus (mummichog) is the source of this 3031-nucleotide messenger RNA. It is a transcript of the gene mta2, whose product is annotated as metastasis associated 1 family, member 2. Lineage: Eukaryota; Metazoa; Chordata; Actinopteri; Cyprinodontiformes; Fundulidae. The coding region runs from base 363 to 2354 and encodes 663 amino acids. Gene Ontology annotation, molecular function: histone deacetylase binding; sequence-specific DNA binding; transcription corepressor activity. Gene Ontology annotation, cellular component: nucleoplasm; NuRD complex. The transcript is spliced from 18 exons. The record is from RefSeq and is a predicted model, not a curated record. Gene Ontology annotation, biological process: negative regulation of transcription by RNA polymerase II.